AUGUUCAUCUUACAGCAACCAGCAAUUCCCCAGCCACUCCUAUCUAGUCGUCAGCUCGAUGUCACAUCCAUAUGCUCCAUGAUGGAACGCAAUACCCAUACAUCCUCUGAAUGUAGAGAUGACUCAAAUACAAAUCAACUCAAUAUGACGCCCUUCACGUUCUCCCCGUCCCCUCCGGCAGAUCCGGCCGCCACAGCGCCAACAUUCAAUUCACAUUUUGCCCAGCGGUAUGCAGCAACUAUAGCCCGACCUGCCGCCCGCGUCACAGAACGACGGUCUAGAGAAUCCCGUCGAGAUGCCUUUCUGAAUAAGGUCAAACGCAGUCGUCAGUCAGACCAGUUUGAGGCGCGAAGCGACCAGAUUCAACGAAGUGAUUUCCUAGAGCAGCAGAAGCAAUUUAAUGAAGAGAUGGCUAGGUCGGCUCCUCCACUUGAGGGUGUCGAAGACGACGAGGGUGAAGAGGGUGAAGACUUGUAUUGUCAUGCACAAGGUGAAGAAAUCGACGAAGCACUUUUAGAAGACUUCAUUGCCCAGGAAGAGAAUGAGUAUAUGGGCUUGGUUGAGGAUGCACCGGAUAACUACGCCGCUGAAGAGCCGCUGAACAGUGAUAUGCUCUACGGCGAUGUCGAUGAUGAUGGAAUCUUAGUUGACCUUCUUGAUCAAAUUGAGUCUCAGUCCCAUCAGGAGAUGGAUAUGUCGGGUUCUUGA
This is a messenger RNA of Microsporum canis CBS 113480, 708 nucleotides long. RefSeq lists its product as hypothetical. The transcript has 2 exons. Bases 1 to 708 code for a protein of 235 amino acids. Lineage: Eukaryota; Fungi; Ascomycota; Eurotiomycetes; Onygenales; Arthrodermataceae. The record is from RefSeq and is a predicted model, not a curated record.